UCGUAGCAUCCAACACCUAUAAAUCAAUGAAGUGCAGGUAUCAACUUUGCUAAGAUUCCAGACUCACAAACAUAAGAUGGACGUCUCCGAUCAUGCAAACGGUCUAAUGCCUAUCAUUCUGGGAGACAUCAUCUGCCUCCCGAUGGUCUUGCGAGCUGCGAUGGAUCUAAAGGUGUUCGAGAUCAUUGCCGAUGCUGGACCUGAAGCUAUGCUUUCCCCAUCAGAGAUGGUUGCCAAAAUGCCCACAUCUAAUCCACAUGCUGCAACCUCCUUGGAGCGUAUACUCCGAGUCCUUGUAACGGAUAGGAUCCUCACCAUGUCGGUAAGAUCAGACGAUAAGGGUGGGGUGCCGGAACACUUGUACGGUCUAACGGACCGAUCUCGUUUCCUCGUACCUGACAAGGAUGGUGUCACGGCAGCUUCAAUAGCACGACUCUUCCUCGAUCGAGUAACGGUGGAGGGAUUGUUUUAUCUUAAGGAUGCCGUGAUUGAAGGCGGGCGCACCCCCUUUGAGAUGGCCCAUGGUGUGGAUCUCUUUGUGUUUGGUGCGAAGGAGCCAAGGUACAACAAUGUGUUCCAAGAGGGUAUGAGCAAUUGCUCUGUUAUUGCUUUGAAAGAGAUAUUUAAGGCGUAUAAUGGUUUCAAUGAAGUGAAACAACUGAUGGAUGUGGGUGGGGGAACGGGCACCUGCAUUUCUUCCAUUGUCUCCCACUUUCCACACAUACGCGGUUCGAAUUUCGAUUUGCCUCAUGUAAUUGAAAGUGCACCUCAUUGCCCAGGCGUGGAGCACGUGGGAGGAAAUAUGUUUGAGGGUGUACCAAGUGCAGAGACCAUUUUUAUGAAGUUUGUGCUUCACGACUGGGACGAUGAUCAUUGCAUAAAGCUGCUAAAGAACUGCUGGAACGCGUUGCCUGACAGUGGAAAGGUGAUCAAUGUUGAGCACGUGGUCCCUUCCAUACUCGGCAUGGAUGCCGUUUCACGCCAGACGGCCAUUGAAGAUCUAUUGAUGAUGGCCUUCAGCCCCGGCGGUAAGGAACGGACGGCGGCUGAGUAUGACAAUCUCGCAAAAGCAGCCGGAUUUGCAGAAACAAAGGAUAUUCCAAUCUCGCUGGGCAUUCAUGUGAUUGAAUUCUACAAGAGGAUUUCGCUCAAGAACUAGCAUGCUAGUGGAAGUGAGCAAAUGACAAGGCUAUAUUAAUAGAGGGGAAGUUAAAGAGGUUGCACAUGUGCCAAUGUGGCACGUGUGUGUGAGAUCCGAACCAAUCGUCAGCUGGGUCCCAGUUGAAUAUACCCAUAAAUUCAACGACAUAUGUUUGGCCCAACUGAGACUAGUUGGAUUGUUGGGUCAGGGUACAUUCAUGAUGGGCCCACCUAAUGAAUGGCUCAGGAUGGAACACCUCUUAGUCUCUCCAACUGUUACGUGGCUUUGCAUUUCUCAUUUACAGAUAUCUCUAAUAAUCUAUGGGAAAAGAAAGCUAGACUAGUGUCUCUUUUUUUCUUCUUUUUUUGUUCUUCUCUUUCUAUGUUUUAAUAUAUCUACUACUAAAUUAUGAGCCUGAAGUCCUUGUUAUUACUUCC
Messenger RNA from Magnolia sinica, 1578 nucleotides. RefSeq names its product (S)-scoulerine 9-O-methyltransferase-like. Gene Ontology annotation, biological process: methylation. Bases 77 to 1159 code for a protein of 360 amino acids. Gene Ontology annotation, molecular function: protein dimerization activity; O-methyltransferase activity; S-adenosylmethionine-dependent methyltransferase activity. The transcript is spliced from 3 exons. The record is from RefSeq and is a predicted model, not a curated record. Lineage: Eukaryota; Viridiplantae; Streptophyta; Magnoliopsida; Magnoliales; Magnoliaceae.